UCUCCUGAUAGCACAGCAAAGAGAUUAAAUCUCUUUUUAAGAAUUCUAGGGUUUUACAGUGUAGGGAAGCGAAGGAGGAGGAGGAUAUAUCCAGAACUAAAUCUCUAAUUAUUCCAGGGCUUUGUAACGUCCAUGCCGAAAGAAGGUUCUGUGAAGGUGCAGAAGCAGUCUGCUUCAGCUGAAAAAGCAGGUAAAAAGAUGAAAGACAAGCAAGGGAAACAUAGUGUAGAAAAGAAGAACAAGCCAGGCAAUGAGAUUUUGCCGAGUAAGACUAAACGGGGUGAUGAUAUAUCUUCAAGUAAGAAGAAGAAAGGAGAGCAAGACAAGGUAGAGAAACAGGAUAAACCCAUUGUAAAAGGGAAGAAAGUAGCUAAUGAGAUUGAUGAGAUUUUUGCAAUUAGGAAGAAGAGGAAGAAAGAGUUAGAGGAGGUGGAAAAGGCAGAAGAAAAAGAGAGUUUGGAACUUAAAAAUUCGGCAAAGAAAAUGAAGAGAAGUAAGGCAUCUGAAGGUGUCGCGUUUGUGGAUCCACCAUGUCGACCGAGAAGGAAAACAAAUGAUGGGUUCACUAUCUACUCUGAAACUGAGCUAGGGAUUGCAAAUUCUGAUGCUGGUGGUACUCGUCUUUGUCCUUUCGAUUGUUCUUGCUGUUUUUAAUCAUCCUGGAGGCUGACUUGAUGAGAAGCUGAGAAUGGGUUUUUCCAUCAUUGCACAAUACAUUUUGAUCUACUAAAUGUUGGUGUAAUUUUACUGGCUUAUGUGUUACAUUUUGAUCCAUUUAUUACUUAAAAACUAAAAUGCAAUGAGUUGAAUCUAGAAGAAUCUGAGAUACCUAUAUAAUGAUGAAUUUCAGAAUGUCCUAAAAUCUAGUGCGUCUGUUGUUAACUGCUUACUGAAUCUGCUUUCAAGGAAACAUUAUUUGGUCUCAGAAAACAAGCGGAGCCAGUUCUAAAUUGGUUCCAAGGACUGGUGCGCAAAUCCAUUUUCUAAACAUUAUUCUUUUGUGUUGUUUUUGUUUCUCAAUAGUAACUCGUAUGGAUAAUUUGGUUCUUUUUUUUUGAUAAUGUAAUAAGUUCAGAUUUCCGUGAUGUUCAGUCAUGGUUUCUUUU
Papaver somniferum (opium poppy) is the source of this 1106-nucleotide messenger RNA. RefSeq lists its product as uncharacterized. Lineage: Eukaryota; Viridiplantae; Streptophyta; Magnoliopsida; Ranunculales; Papaveraceae. The coding region runs from base 133 to 654 and encodes 173 amino acids. The record is from RefSeq and is a predicted model, not a curated record. The transcript is spliced from 3 exons.